Molecule: messenger RNA, 2301 nt
Organism: Suillus clintonianus
Lineage: Eukaryota; Fungi; Basidiomycota; Agaricomycetes; Boletales; Suillaceae
Exons: 16
Coding region: 1-2301 (766 amino acids)
Biological process (GO): cell surface receptor signaling pathway
Source: RefSeq, a predicted model, not a curated record
AUGCCGCUCAGAUUCAUUCGUACGAAAAAGCUUGGAAUCGACCCUUUGCAAGCAGCGAUCACUACAACGGCUUUCGCCAGGGACCUCAUGGCAACUAUGCAGUUUCCUCCAGCCACUGCCGCUGUCUCAGUUUUGCUCCUGAUCUUGGAAACUAUCCAGAGCAUUCAAGUCAACAGGUCCGGCUGUGAUCGUUUGGCGCGUCGUGCUGCACAAAUACUAAUUGAUAUCGACAAACAAAUGCGUGGACGAUACCAUGAAGCUCCGGAGGCGCUUCUCAGGAAUUUGGACAGGUUUGAAAGCACCCUCAUUUCUAUCCAUCAGUUUAUGAGAAAGUUAGCCGAUUCGAAAUGGAGUGAUAGGUUCCUCCGUAAGUCGUCAAUUGACGACGCUCUGGUCGAGUACAUGCGCAUGCUUGAUGAGGCAGCGCAGUCUUUUCAGCUCGCUACCCUCAUCAAUAUACACCUCGCUGUGAGUUCACUGAGAGGGAAUGCUGCUUCGGACGCAACUGCUGAAGGAGUCGUCGAUGCUCCGCCUCCGCCUGCAUAUGAGGUUCCGAAUGAACCAGACUCGGUCGCUGUAGAGAUACAAAGCCCAGGGAUAGUCGAUGCAGUGGAGUGUCUAGCAGUUGUUAAAUCUGAUCCUUCGGUAGCAGCAGGAGGGGAUCCUUUGUCACCACUCGAAAAAAGAAUUACAGACCACUAUCUUCCUGAAGAAUUGUCAUUCAUGACUCUAGAGGAUGAUCACGGGUUCCGACGAUACCACCAGUCAGAGGUUAUCUUACGCGGCCGGUCUCGACUGCAAGACGGAUGGUGGGCUGGUGCGACGGAAGUCCAGGUCCAAGGACAGCGAGCCUUGAUUAAGAAAUACGAUGACAAGGACCAUGCAUACUCUAAAUGGCUGCGAGACGUCAAGGUGCUGCAGAAUCUUUAUCACCCCAAUUUACCUCAGAUGCUUGGGUUUUCGGAUGAACGAGCCCCAACUCCUUUUAUUUUGUUGGCAAAUGUUCAGACGCAGAGCCCUCAAGCACUAGUUCGCGAAGUGUUGCGCUCGUCAAGUCUAGGGACCUCGAUGGAGCUCUUAUUGCGUUUUUAUCGCGACCUUGCCGACACAACGAUGUAUGUCCAGAGACAACUCAACCUGGAUGAGAACAAGGUUCAAGAUUUCAUCGAGGCUUCCUCAUUUCGCGUCGAUUCUCUCAAAACUCUUGUGGUUGGUCUGCCUCCUCCUCGAAAUGGCGAGUGGUAUACUGCGCGAAACUACGGGUUAACGCAUACAUUGCUAGAUGCGUGUUUGCGAAUGUUGCCAAACAAUGGGCGCGUCACUUACUCCUAUGAUAGAGGGGAAGAAUUUGUGACAGAAGAGAUACAAAAGAAGAUCAACCACCUCGUCACUUUAGCACGAGCCUUGCUUCCCAGCGGGAAGCAGUCCCCCGUACUCCCAACACAAUUAGAAGCCUUAAUCGAAGAAACGGAAUCCGAGACCCCUUCGCUGACUCUGCGACAAAUUCGGGACCUCACUUGGAAUGCUGAAGGCGCCCAUGGUCAUACGUGGUAUGAGAGGAACGUGCCGGCUGAUAAGUUUUCUAUCGGUGACAUCGGCUACAUUCCGGCUGGGAAAGACUUUGGAUCCUUCGUCCUUCUCAGCAAUGUCAUCAAAGAUGGAAAAGCUGUGCUCAGCCUAUCUCAGCGGUCGCACGGCGAGCACUGGUGCUGGAAGCAUGUUCCAAUACACAGACAACCUCUCUAUGCUUUCGAGCUGCCUGAAGCUGUUGCAGGAUGGCCCGUUGCAGUACCUCCGUACACUCAGAUUGAUGUCGUGGUGGUGCACGAGGCCUAUAUUGAUUGCGUCAAGGAUGCAUGGCAAUAUCUAUUGAAGAAUGGACAUGGCCACGCGGUCAAUGGUGGCAUCAGGCCGGAGGAUUUGAUCCUUGUGACUCAUGUUGGAACCCAUCAAGAUUUCUAUGUGAGGGAUUUUCGAUCAAAGCCUCUUAUGCCGCAAACACAUGCAGCAAAUCCCCGGUUUGCUACGAAUCAGUUCCAUCACCAACAGAGGCACGGUUUUCACCAGCCACCGGGCUUCGGGUUCCAGAACCAUGGCGUCCCGCUCGCCCUUCCUACAAUAGCUUAUCUAUUGACCUCGUUGGAUGCUAAUCACGAACCGCAUUGGUCAUCCUCACCAGUGUGUUUGCCAAAAGGAGCGUCUCGUCAACCUCUGGAGCGAUAUUUCACGACAAAGAUCGGGUGGAAAACUGGGUUUUUGAACUAUGUUCAACUUCAUGCUGAGGACUUCGAUGGCACAUGA